Molecule: messenger RNA, 783 nt
Organism: Mesorhabditis spiculigera
Lineage: Eukaryota; Metazoa; Nematoda; Chromadorea; Rhabditida; Rhabditidae
Source: the annotation of a GenBank genome assembly
AUGUUCCCGUCAUCGAUUCGUGCGUCUAGCCUCGCCAUUCGAACCCCUAUUUUGAGAGGAUUUUAUAAAGCCCGCUUGAGCACCUCCGGAUACCGCUUGUCCGAAAAGAAGGGCGAAGAAAUCGAGACAGCUAAGGAAACCCCGAAGCCCCAAUAUGCGACGGCCGCCAGCUUCCAGCGCCACCAGACGCAACGGCGACAAGAAGCUGCUGAAGUUGGCGGUGGCCAGCGUCCAACGGCAAUGCAACGGCGCUUCCUCGUACUCACCCGGCUCUACCCUAGCGUCGAAUCCAUUCCGGAGCUCGUUCAGCAUGGAACGAUGGACCGGAUGCACGACCGGAUGAGGGUGGUCUUCAUCGUCGUCGGCAUCACCGGAUUCUUCUUCUUCUUCUUGGCCGCUGAGCAAUGGAACUCGCGCCGUAUCAACCGUGACCGCGACGCCGGCAAGGUCGUGACAAAGAUGCCGACGUGGCGGUGCGUAUGCGACGUUGGCUUCGCGAAAUUGUCGCUGAAUGGCGGAGACGAGUGCAUCCGGGCCGACUCGUGCCCGCCGAAGCUUGGCAAGCGCGACGUGAAGCCGCCACCCAGUCAGGGCUGCUCGGCCAACUCCACUUGGCAACAGACUGACAUCUGCGACUGGUGCGCAGUGGUGAAUGAUCAUGAUCCGGACGUGCUCACGAUCUGCACUACCGAUCUGCGAUGGGAUUGCCUAUGCGAUGUGGGAUUUGCAAAGAUGUUCCGUGGGGCGAACGUCUGCAUCCCGGCCGAUAUGUGCCCGCCUCCC